CCCUUUAAACACGCGAAUGCAACAAUAUGGCGGAUCACGUUCUCGCGCCGGCACCCGCGUUGCAUAUCACGCUUUGACUCGUGGCAUUCGGCGGAGUCGCGAAAUCGCGUGCGGAACGCGCACGCACGCACGUAUUCGUCCUCGUUCUCGUGUGCGUGUCGCAUUUUUCGUGGAGAUUCUUCGGUCGCCGCAUUGUGCGCAAAUCGAAUCGGACUGUCGACGGUGCGGCGCGUCCCUGUGAAGAAAAAUCUACUUUCGGCGUUCCUCGUCGCAGCUGUCGCCGUCAUCGACGUCGUCCUCCUCGUCUUCGACUUCGUAUUCUAUCUCUCUCUCUUUCUCUCUCGCUCAGUCAUCCGAUUAUCGAUCAGCAGCACCCGGUAACCCAGCACAGCGAUGUGCCACCGCGGAUGAUGGAGCUGACGGCGCGCGACCUCGCCGAUCAUCGUCGCGGGCGAUCCGCGUCCUCGCGGAACCCCCGUCGCUGCUGAGGAGAGAGACCGAGGAAGAAGGAGACGGAGAUAUAGAGGACCAACAGAAGAGGACGCGCAAGAGUGUGUUUCCGAGUGUGCCGCUGCUUCGCGGAUCAACGACGCUCCGAGUGCUCCGUCCGUACGGCCGUUCGCCGCUGACACUAGUGCAGCUGGUGCUGCAGUAAGGGCCCGAGGAGGAACGUAGACCAUGCCAGGGCCAGGGGCGGAGUGGUGACCUAGACCUCGGCUCCGACCCUCGAUGCUUACGCUACGGCUGGUGUCGACUCACUUCCUGAAGCAGCCAUAGGCAGUGCCCUUCGCCUGAGAGAAGGGGCUAUAUGCGAUGUGCCGUGAUAGGGACAUGAACCCAGAACUAGUCGAAUCGCACGAUCUUCGCUUUACGUUGGCGUCGUCGUCGCCGUCGCCGUAGAACAGAAAAAAAACAGACACGGUCGGCUCGAAAUUUUCACGCGCACGCGAAGGACUCUUCUUUUUCGACAGCCCUUCUCUCUCUCUCUCUCUCUCUCUCUCUCUCUCUCUCUCUCUCUCUCUCUCUCUCUCUCUUUUUCUCUGUCUUUCUUUCUCUUUUUUUCUUUCUCUCUCUCUCUCUCUCCCCCUAUUUCUCUCUCAUAUAUUCAAUCUGAGGCGGGUACUUUUCUCGCCCAGACACAUACACACACACACACACGUACAUUUACAUACAUUACACACAUACACACAUACUCACGCACACGACAUAUAUACGUCCUAGGUACCCCCAUGCGUCGUUCCUUACCCUCAAAGCACGGAAAACGACUACUCGCAUUUGUGAUCCCGACGGAAAUCAAAGUGUGCACGCGGGUAUCGCGUUGCUCGGUGCUCGGUACUCGAUACUCGCCGGUCGCGAACGGGAGCGACGAAGGAGAUCACGGAUCAUAACCCGGAAGAGAAACGGCGCUACCAAUACUCGCGACGAGUCCGCACGAAGGGAAGAAGGACGAAGAAGGGAGGGUAGGAGGAGGAGCGGGACGAGACAACUGCCACGCUGAACUCGGUGUAUUUCAACCUGUGGAGGGUCGCGAGAGAGUGUAUUUGCGGCGGCGGGUCGCGGUGCAGACAAAGUGGGAUGAGACGCCCCCAGCAAGAACAUCUUCAUCAUCACCACCACCACCACCACCAUGUCCACCAUCAUCAUGGAUCCUCAGCAAGUCCCACGCGCUCUCGUCAAGCACAUGAUAAGCCGGAAGCGGAGAGCGAUCCCUUGAAAUCGCGUCCCUUGCAGGACGAAUCCCGUCUCGCUCGCGUGAAGCGCGUCCUGGCGGGUUCGCUGUUGGGCCGCGGCGCGGGAUCCAGCAGGAUCUUCGGCACCCGGCUGGAGCUGAUCGAGUCGUACCUCGACACGGGCGUGCCGUACGUGGUGCACCGAUUAUGCAGCUACAUCGAGACCCACGGCUUCCAGAGCGCGGCGGUGUUCCGGCUGUCGGGCGGCAGUCCCAGACUGGCGGAGAGACUCAGGGCCGCCUUCGAGAGGAGAGGCGACGCCGACCUGGAAGGCGCCGCGUGCCCUCCGACCGCGGCGACCCUUCUCCGGCAGUACUUGAAGGAACUUCCGCAACCCGUCGUGCCGUCCACCCUAGUCGGGAGACUGCUUAACGUACACGCCCAGGAUUACGCGAACGAUCACGAGACCUGGAUCGCCUCGACAAAAGAGCUGCUGUCGACUCUGCCCUCCUCCCACUAUCGUCUGCUCGGUUACCUGGCGAUCUACCUUAGCAGAUACGAGGCGCGACAUGGACGUAGCGCCGGUGUCUGCGGCGUCUUCGCGCCGGUCAUUCUGCCGCAUGUACCACCCGCGACCACUCUUCUGCGAGACAUCCUCGCCGAGGCGCUGGUGUUGUUCCCCGACUGUAUCCGUGAAAAUACAGUGAACGGUGUGCUGCCUGCCAGCGACUGCAAGAUCUGCAAGGACACCAAGGACGAGCCGAAGGACUCCGAGGGCACGUUCCUACUUUGCGCGCUGAAACCGCGCAAGCGCAAGGAACGUCGCGAGUCCUGCUGCCAGGAACGAAAGCUAAUAAGGAGCAGCAGCGAGGAACGUGUGCUCGACAGUCCCACCGACGUCGCGGAUACGAUUAGACGCGUGAGCAGCCACGAGGAUUUCAACAGUCAGGAGCAUUUGCACAUCUUAUCGCAGCUCAGCCAAGACAUGGGCCACGGCGUGAGAUGCGGCGGUUUGCCGCUGCACGAGAGGACCAAUGUUUCGCCGGUCUCGAAAAAAGCGUCGUCGGUGCCGUCGCCGUGCGAAGUUGUCGUGGCGACUGAGAAGUAUGACUGCGACGCCGAGAGAUUGCGGAGCAGCGAGCGCUUCAGCAGAAGCAUCACUCCAAGAGGCAGGAGGCAAGCGCGCAAAAGGAGGGUGCACAGAGUCCCGGACGCGGACCCGAGUUCCAGCAAGGAAAAUGAGGAGGAAUCUGAAAAUAUGUACAUCUCCAACAUGUCACCAAGUCCCACCAGCCAUAAUGGCUCGCCCGCUCAAAGCUUCUUGGAGAUGUUGAGCAGUGGACCGAGCAGGUCACCAUCACCAGCUCGUCCACCUACUGUCGAUCACGAAGAUGUAAAUAAUCCCAGUUUGACUAACUGGGGCUUCCAACAUCUAGAGGGAAAUGAAGAGGCCGUUGACGCUCGAGUGGAAGCUAUGUUGUCACCGCGGAACUCGCUGCUCCUUCCCAGGAGAUUUUACUCCGAGGAGGAGAUGCAACCGAGCACGCCCAGCCCGUCGGAGCUGGGACUGAAGAAUCUGGCGAAGCACAUCAAUGGUCUGAAGAAGAAGAUCAAAAAGUACGAGGACGAGUUCGAGGAGAACUUUGGCUAUCGACCGAGUCACUCCGAUAAGAUGAGCAAUCGCGACAUCAAGCGAUUGUGUACGGAACUGAAUAAAUUGCGGAAGGAGCACAAGAUGCUGAAGGAAGAUCCGAUAGGUGCUCUCUUGGCGUUUGGCAACAAUCGGCAGGUGAACGUCGCUGAUACCGGCAGUCCUGUCAACAACAACAAUAGCCACGAGAAAUCCAGAGCUACAUCAAUGGAAGAAAUGGUGAUGGAAGUGGAAAAGAAGCUCAAUGAAAAGCGGAUCAAGUACAAUCGGCCGGAUAACAUGGAAGAGCUCAGCUACGAACAAUUGGUGGACGAGAAGACAGCCGUGCAGAAGGCGUUGCUCCACAUUGAGAGUACCUUCGGUAGACCGGUUUCUAAGGAAGAUCGAGCAGUUGUGCGACCAUUGUACGACCGGUACAGAACCUUGAAAAGGUUGCUCAUCAGAGCGGGCGCGAGCAAAAACAAGGACAGCGUUUCAGAAUUAGCUACGAUUUUGGAGCACGAAACGAUGGAUUUCACAUCAUCGAGUUUGCCGGGAAAUCCGGUGGAUGUCGACAGAAGAGCCAGCGAGCCCGACAUGUCUCACCGAGGUAUUCUAGAUUGCAUCGAUCCUGCGGAUCAAUUACCAACUGACAGCGACAGCCAGCAUAGCAGCAGCGAGGGCAGUCGCGGCGCCGGUGAAAGUUUACACGCUCUUCCUCAAGAAGAAUUACUAGCACAGCAACGGGCUACUCGCGAAGAGAAGAAACGACUUCGUAGAGCACUGAAAGAAUUGGAAGCUCAAUUCGAAGCUCGGGCAGGCCGCCGGAUGCAACGAGAGGAUCGGGGCCCGCAAGUCACCACCGUCUACGAGUCCUACAAGCAAGCGAAGGCGAAGCUCAGACUGAUUGACGCUCUUAUAGCCAAGAAGGCUUGACGAAGUAUUUAAUGCACGCAACGUAACGUAACGGCGAGCUGGCUUAAGAAGUGACGAAUUGUCGAGAAAUUCUUGAACCGAGCUUCGGUUAUCUGUACAAUGGGACAUGUUUGUUUGUUGUAUACCAUGAACGCGAGCCAACGUACAGGUCGCUGCGAUUUCUCUAUCGCAACUGAUCCUGUAUCAGAUGAUUGAGGGAAAGUCCGCGGAAACAAUCCGAUCAGGCAGUUUCUUACAGAAGCGAGUAGUAAUGGUAGUGCACGCAGCGAGACUCUAUUGUCGUCCAGAAUCAAGAAAAAGGAUUUUCAGAGGCAGAGAGAACGUGGUAGGAUGAGAUACGUGCAAAUGUGAGAUUUUUUUCGCUUUCGCGAGUUCGCGCGUACUCGUCUCUCUUGUCGUUUUUUUUUCGAUCGUAGAUUCCGUAUCACACUCGAGAAAUAGUAUGUCGGAUGUCUUCGAUAUUAACACAACGUGACUUGUGUUUCAGGCAUUGUUGUUUUUAUAAAUAUAUGUGGAUACGUUGGAGAUAUGAAUUAACAGAGUAUAGUGCGCAACACAAUACGUUUACAGAGUCAAGGACACUAACAAGGUACACACGUAUACAGACACAUACAUACACAUUUGAGCGCUUUAAGCAUCGAUAAGUCUAGAGAGUAAAAUGAUUAUUGCAUAUGGGAUAGUUGUGAAUCUUAUUAUGCAUCUUACAGUACGUCUUACGGUGCGUUGUAUAUCCGACAAGUCUCAUUUGUUACAAAAAUAUUUCCACUCGACUAUCCUCUAUUUAGUUAUCUUCUCCCUCUCUCUUUAUUGGAGAAAGAGAUAAUUAAUCUCUCUCUAUACACAUUGGAGUAAAUUUUCCAUACCCGCUAAAGGAAAGUUAGACGCUUGUUUUGAUAUAUUCGUGAUUGAUCAAUGUUUAAUCGAUCGACUGUAAAGCAAACGAAAGAAAAGAGAAAACAUGAAAUGUACUUAUAUUUUUUAUAUAUGUUCAUGACAAAGAUUUGUCAGGUUUGUUUAUACUUAAAAUAUCAAGUUUUAUAACGACGAUCACGUGAACGGAUGUCAAACGAACGAAUGCCUAAUGUUAAUGGACUUGUCACUUGAGAUCAUUAAGACUAAAACUAACUCCAGAUUAAGAUAUUGUCAAAAUGCAUACCAGAAAAAUCUUUCGAUUUUGGAGGGAUAUAUCGAGCAACAAUUUCCAAACUUCCAAAAACCUAUAAUAUAUACUUUCAUAUCUGCAAUAUUUUAAACUUUGGGAAGAAUGACAUUCGCUGGAUUAUCGUUUUUCAUUAUCACCAUUGAGAUAAGAGUGUUUUAAUUGUUUUUACUAUUUAAUAGUCAGCCGAUGUAACCUGAUCAUUUCACCGAUGAUCAAUAUUGUAUCGAUAGGACUUAAAGGGGAGCAGAGGAUACACACAAGAAAGCGGACGUAACGUAACGAUUAACAUUUAUAGUGAACCCGAUAUUUAUUUUAUCAUCGUAAAGUAAUCGCUGAAUUCUAACGCUGAGAGUAAAGAACGAAUGUGUGGGGUUAUACUCGUAAUGUAAGUACCUUGUAAGAGAUAUCACAUGUUGUAAUUGUAGAGUACUAUAAAAUGUUACGAUCUUAAUAAGGUAUUAAAAGAAAAAAAAAAGAAGAAAAUAUUCACUAAAAAAGCUCGUUGAUUUUUGCGUUUAUAUUUUUGUACAAGUACGAUUUUAAGGCCGUUCGCGCAGCGUAUACACAACCGACAGGGAUUACCGUAAACGCCUUAAAAUUCCGCUUGACCGAUUUUUUCACAUAGAGUCUCAAAUCAAGGGUGCUAAUGGCUUGAGUUCUAUACAGCGUGUCGACUAACACACAAAAAAAGAAAUGCUUUGUGAGUCUUACUAAGUUGCAAUCGCGUCGAAAGGGUCCUUGCGUUUUCUGCAACGUCACGCUUAUGAAAUCGGCAAUCGGUCGUCUCGAAAUUGAAGAUCUCAAUAUGUAAUCGAAUCGCGAAGGUUUUCAAUCUUUUCUUUCCCUUUUUCUUUUUCUUGCGAGAGGACACUUACAGCACGCAACGAACUACACCGCUGUAUCUUUCGAAAAAUUGCGUAAUGCUCAAAAUUAUAAAUGAGAAACCAUUUUAUUACGAUAAUAACUCAAGAGAUGCCGCAUAUGUUGUACGUUUAUGAGAAACUUCGAAACUUCAUGUGUUUCAUCUAGAUCGUUUGCGCUUUUAGCAGUUUUCGCACAUCGGAUACAUAUUGCAGGUUUUACAUCGAAUUUUUCAUGAGAAGACAGAAAUCGAGACGGAAGACGAACAACCCCGCCUUUCGCGCGCUGACUUUGUACAUCCGUAGCCGAAAAAUUGACAAAAUUAAUAACAAGAAUAUUAGAAUUGACGUCAGCGAGACCGAUUGAAAACACGUGAACGCGCGAAAACUUUGUCCGUUUAUACUAAUCAAUACAAAUGAGGAGCAUACAAACAAACAAAAAGAGAAAAAACGAAAAAAUUUUUUAGACCAAAGCAUUUUUUAGUCUGUGAUAUAAUGAGAACUAUACUUGCGUUAAGAUGGGGAAAUGUAUGAUGUAUGAAGAAGACUCGAUUACAUUUCUUUUCUUUUUCCCUUAUAAAAACGAUUGUUUGGAACAUGGAAGUGGAAGGGAAUAGAUCUUUCCACGUCGUUCCCCCCGCGGAGAGAUGAUCGAGAAGUCGGCGAUCUCUCGCGGGAGAUCUUACGGUGAGAUGAUGAUAGCUUAAAUGAAAACCGCGUCCUUUCUCGGAAGAACGGGUGGAGGUAGACUAUUUAACACGAAGAACACACGGAAUGGGGAGCAAUUUGACUUUUCGUCGAUACAAUGGAAGAAAUGAACAAACACAAAGACGGAUAUCGUAGUAAAAAUAAAAAAAAAAGAAAAGAAAGGAAAAGAAUCGCGAACACAUUGUAGCUGGUCGAUCUUCGAAUUUCAUUUAUUUAAUGAAGAUGAGUUUAAUUCAUCUGUAUUAUGCGACAGCAUAUUUUUCAGUGUCAGUCCUCCAUGAUUGGACUGUCACGGACGAUAUCAAAUGCCUGACGAGCUUUUAUCACCACGUCGGCACAAGAUCAUCUGCGUCGCGUUUCUCGCGAUUAUCGCCUCCAGCCGUACUGCCAAAGGGACUGCUAUUCGCACGAGGAGAAAUUAAUUUUGUAUUCGACGCCACAGAAAUGUUCUUGUUUCCCGUGGGCGUACUUGAGCCACACUUUCCUCCCUCCGCCCCCUCCCCUUCCCCACUCCCUUUCUCCACAAUAAAAAAGAGAGAGCAAAUUAAUAUUACCGUAGAUCUAAGAUAACGUUUUAUAUAUUAACGUUAAUUAAGGUACAUUUGGUAGCGUAUAGAAACAUGUCUUUACGCAUAAGAUUGGAUUGCGUGAGAUUCUGUGUAGCUGCUUUGAGAGAAAGAAUGUGUGUGUGGGUGUGUGUGAGAGAGACAGAGAGAGAGAGAGAGAGAGAGAGAGAGAGAGAGAGAGAAAGGAGAGACAUUUAAGAAUAAGAGGAUCGAGACAGAAAGAGGAAUGGGGAGAAAUUUUAUUUAGUCAAGCUAAGAGAGGCACUUCGGAGAAUCGGAUAGAUUACGAAUCGUUGAAUUAGUACUUAAACUUAAAGAGAGAAAAAAAUAGAGACGCUAGAGAUGCUACUCCAUGCGGAUCACAUGAUCUCCGACGAACAUAUCUAGAGACUUAGAAUCUUGUGAUCAGGAGAGAAAGAGAGAGAGAGAAAGAGAGAGAGAGGAAGAAAAAGAAGGAACCCAAAAUAUGAAUAAAAAAAGGGAAAUCAAUAGCGACAUAACGAUUAGUUUUUCUCAGGUUUUCAUCGUACCAUGCUGCACGUAAUUGCAACUGAUAAUUGCAAUCGACCGUGAGCCAUAACGGCGAAACGUCUAUCUUAGCGGGGAAUCUUAAAUCAUCUUUGACGUUUAUACACAUUACACACACGCAAAAUAUGGGGAUUACGUGUAUAUACAUAUAUAUAUAUAUAUAUACAUAUAUAUUGUAUGUAUAAAUACAGGCAGCUGUGCGCA
This is a messenger RNA of Harpegnathos saltator (Jerdon's jumping ant), 8264 nucleotides long. Its product is annotated as protein FAM13A. The record is from RefSeq and is a predicted model, not a curated record. The transcript is spliced from 12 exons. The coding region runs from base 1576 to 4236 and encodes 886 amino acids. Gene Ontology annotation, biological process: signal transduction. NCBI's taxonomy places the organism in Eukaryota, Metazoa, Arthropoda, Insecta, Hymenoptera, Formicidae.